CUGAUCCUCCUUCAAGAUGCGGCAACUUCGGCCGCUUUUCGUAUCACACUCAGGGAACUGCAAGAAUAUUCAAUGGACACGCCUGAGGACUCUGCACAGGUGUCUCUCCACGUCACUGACAAACUCUUGCAAGGAAGAUAAUGAUACGUCAGCUCAGAAAUAUAAGAGAACAGUUCUCUUGCCUACGACGAGUUUUCCUCUCCGGGUCGAAGGAGCUAAACGGGUCAAGAAUGAGAGGAGAAUUCAAGAGGAGGCUGGCUUUGCAGACCUAUAUGACUGGCAGAGAAAGCAGAUGCGCAAGCAAGAGUAUGUUCUGCAUGAUGGGCCACCAUAUGCUAACGGAAAACCUCAUAUUGGUCAUGCAGUUAACAAGAUUCUUAAGGAUAUAACCAUGAGACAGAAACUCCUAAGAGGCUACAAAGUGCACUACAUCCCAGGCUGGGAUUGCCAUGGUCUCCCCAUUGAACUAAAGGCACUUGAUAGGGACAAAAAGAAGAAGAAGAAAGAUGUUUCAACCCCAACUACUCCUCUUGGGAUCAGGAAGAUGGCCAAAAGAUUUGCUGAAGAGGCUCUAGACAUUCAGCGUGAAACAUUUAAAAGAUGGGGUAUGCUGGCAAACUGGUCCAACAUAUAUCGUACUUUUGAUCCAAGUUAUAUAUCGAAGGAGCUCCUUCUCUUCGCAGAUUUAUAUGAAAAAGGUUAUGUUUAUCAGGCUUAUAAACCUGUGUAUUUCUCUCCAUCUUCUGGCACUGCGUUAGCGGAAGCAGAGCUGGAAUAUAAUAAUGAGCACUGUAGUCCCUCUAUAUAUGUUGGGAUGCCAUGCAGUGAUUUGCCUCAUUUUGUACAGAUGUUAUGUUACUUUGUACUGAAUACUGGUUGA
Molecule: messenger RNA, 880 nt
Organism: Penaeus monodon (black tiger shrimp)
Lineage: Eukaryota; Metazoa; Arthropoda; Malacostraca; Decapoda; Penaeidae
Gene: IleRS-m
Product: isoleucine--tRNA ligase, mitochondrial-like
Exons: 7
Coding region: 17-880 (287 amino acids)
Biological process (GO): isoleucyl-tRNA aminoacylation
Cellular component (GO): cytosol
Molecular function (GO): isoleucine-tRNA ligase activity; ATP binding
Source: RefSeq, a predicted model, not a curated record